Chaetomium globosum CBS 148.51 is the source of this 1356-nucleotide messenger RNA. RefSeq names its product tubulin alpha-B chain. The record is from RefSeq and is a predicted model, not a curated record. NCBI's taxonomy places the organism in Eukaryota, Fungi, Ascomycota, Sordariomycetes, Sordariales, Chaetomiaceae. Gene Ontology annotation, cellular component: microtubule; nucleus; spindle. Gene Ontology annotation, biological process: mitotic cell cycle; nuclear division; microtubule cytoskeleton organization. Bases 1 to 1356 code for a protein of 451 amino acids. Gene Ontology annotation, molecular function: GTP binding; structural constituent of cytoskeleton. The transcript has 7 exons.
AUGCGUGAGAUUAUCAGCUUGAACGUCGGCCAGGCUGGUUGCCAGAUCGCCAACUCCUGCUGGGAGCUUUACUGCCUUGAACACGGCAUUCAGCCCGAUGGCUACCUCACUGAGGAGCGCAAGGCCGCCGACCCUGAUCAGGGUUUCAGCACUUUCUUCUCUGAGACUGCCGCAGGUAACGGCAAAUAUGUGCCGCGAACCAUCUACUGCGAUCUCGAGCCCAACGUCGUCGACGAGGUCCGCACCGGCGCCUACCGCGGCCUUUUCCACCCGGAGCACAUGAUUACUGGCAAGGAGGAUGCGUCCAACAACUACGCCCGUGGCCACUAUACGGUCGGCAAGGAGCUGAUCGAUCAGGUCCUGGACAAGGUUCGCCGCGUCGCCGACAACUGCAGUGGUCUUCAGGGCUUCCUCGUCUUCCACUCGUUCGGUGGCGGCACUGGUUCCGGUUUCGGUGCUCUGCUCAUGGAGCGCCUCUCGGUGGACUACGGCAAGAAGAGCAAGCUCGAGUUCUGCGUCUACCCCGCUCCUCAGACCGCCACCUCGGUCGUGGAGCCGUACAACUCGAUCCUGACCACCCACACCACUCUCGAGCACGCCGACUGCUCCUUCAUGGUCGACAACGAGGCCAUCUACGACAUCUGCCGCCGUAACCUGGGUCUCGAGCGCCCCAACUUCGAGAACCUCAACCGCCUGAUCGCUCAGGUCGUUUCCUCCAUCACCGCUUCGCUCCGCUUCGACGGCUCGCUCAACGUCGACCUGAACGAGUUCCAGACCAACCUGGUCCCCUACCCGCGUAUCCACUUCCCCCUCGUUGCCUACGCGCCCGUCGUCUCGGCCGCCAAGGCCGCCCACGAGGCCAACUCGGUCCAGGAGAUGACCAUGUCUUGCUUCGAGCCCAACAACCAGAUGGUGAAGUGCGACCCCCGUCACGGCAAGUACAUGGCCACCUGCCUGCUGUACCGUGGCGAUGUCGUCCCCAAGGAUGCCCACAGCGCCGUCGCCACCCUCAAGACCAAGCGGACCAUCCAGUUCGUCGACUGGUGCCCGACUGGCUUCAAGCUUGGUAUCUGCUACCAGCCCCCGCACCAGGUGCCCAACGGCGACCUCGCCAAGGCCAACCGCGCUGUGUGCAUGCUCUCCAACACCACCGCCAUUGCCGAGGCCUGGUCUGCCCUGUCGAGCAAGUUCGACCUCAUGUACUCGAAGCGCGCUUUCGUGCACUGGUACGUCGGCGAGGGUAUGGAGGAAGGCGAGUUCUCGGAGGCUCGCGAGGAUCUUGCGGCUCUGGAGCGCGACUACGAGGAGGUUGCUACCGACUCCAUGGGCGAGGAGGAGCUGGAGGCUGAGUACUAA